CCCCAGACACCAGCUCCCUGCGGCUGUGCCGGGCAGAGGCAUUCAUGGCGCUGGGGCAGCACGCGCGGGCACUGGAGGACCUGGACGCCGUGUGCAGGGCUGAGCCUGGACAGCACGAGAUCCGCACACAGGAGGAUGCUUCUCAGCCAUGCACGGCUGCUGGAUGUCCAGAUGAUGCUCACCAGGGCUCGACUGGUACCCAGGUCAAUGGAGGGAGCCAUGCACUCCCAUCCUCUUCUGUGCAAGCUCAGGAUCAGGAGGCAGAGCCAGCAGAUGGCAGAGGGGAUGCUGAGUCUGAGCACGGCCAGAAGACAGCCACCCUGUCCCAGCCGGGGCGACAGCAGGAACCGGAGACUUCAGCAGAAAAGCAGGACCAGUGGUCAGUAGAUAACAAAGAGGAAGCAGCAGCAAAGUGUACCCAGCUGUGCCUCAGGGAGCUGCUGAGCGUAGCUGACUUGGAGUGUUCCCUCUGCAUCCGGAUGUUCUUCGAGCCGGUGACGACGCCGUGCGGGCACACCUUCUGCAAGGAGUGCCUCGAACGCUGCCUGGACCACCGGCCCAACUGCCCCCUCUGCAAACAGAGCCUGAGAGAGUACCUGAAGGCUGGAAGCUACAGCCCCACCGUGCUGCUGCAGGACAUCAUGCUAGCCACCUUCCCUGCACAGCUGGCUGAGCGCCGGGAGCUGCACCAGGCUGAGAUGGCAGAGCUCUCCAACCUGACCAAGAACAUCCCCAUCUUCGUCUGCACAAUGGCCUUCCCAGGCAUCGCCUGCCCUCUGCACGUCUUUGAGCCUCGCUACCGCCUCAUGAUCCGGCGGUGCCAGGAGACUGGCACGAGGCGGUUCGGCAUGUGUGUAUAUGAGAAUGGGAAAAGUUUUGCUGACUACGGCUGCAUGCUGGAGAUCCGGCAGAUUGAGCUGCUGGCGGACGGCAGGUCCUUGGUGGACACCAUCGGCACGCGACGGUUCCGGGUGCUGACCCGCGGACACAGGGAUGGCUACCACACCGCCGACAUCGAGUACCUGGAGGACAAGAAGGUGGCUGGGGAGGAGCUGCAGGAGCUGCAGAGCCUGCACGAAAACACCUACCGCUUGGCGCAGCGGUUCUGCGAGCACGGGGACCUCGCCUCCAGGCACCUUUCCAUGCAGCAUGGACCGCUGCCGGAGAAGGAAGAGGACAUCCAGGCUUCGGCGGACGGCCCGACGUGGUGCUGGUGGCUCAUCUCCAUGCUGCCGCUUGACCCGUCCUACCAGCUGAACCUCUUCUCCAGCACCUCCCUGCGUGCCCGCCUCACCCAGCUGCAGCGCAUCCUCACCGCCCUGCUGCAGCAGCCCCCGUCCGGGCACCCACUGCCCGAGCGCAGCCCCCGGGGCUGCGUCUGA
This is a messenger RNA of Tauraco erythrolophus (red-crested turaco), 1382 nucleotides long. Lineage: Eukaryota; Metazoa; Chordata; Aves; Musophagiformes; Musophagidae. The record is from RefSeq and is a predicted model, not a curated record.